UUGAGCGGCAAACGUGCACACCGAGUUAGCAUUUUGUUUUUUUUUUAAUUUUAAGCAAAGCAGCUCACAACAAUGCAGGCGAUGUGGCGGGGAAUGCCGGCGCAGCUCCUCCUCCUCCUGGUGGCCGGACUGGUGCUCCUUGGAGUCCAGGACUCGCAGGCGUAUGAUAAGGAGAUGACCGUCUAUGUGGACGCCGGCAAAACGGAGUGCCUGUAUCACACUGUGAAACUGGGAGAGUCCAUUGACUUCGAGUACCAGGUGAUAGAUGGCGGACACGGCGACCUGGACAUCAGCUUCACCCUGCUGGAUCCCAUCGGUCUGGUCAUAGUUAGCGACUUCAAGAAGCCGGAGAACAUCCAUCGCCAUGAGGUGGCCAAGGAGGGCGACUAUCGCUUCUGUUUCGACAACAGUUUCAGCAUGUUCAACCGGAAGACGGUCUUCUUCGAGCUCAUCGUGGAGCGGGAGGGCGAGGAGCUCCGCGGUGACACCCAGUGGAACGAGGUGGACGAGCUGGCGGGGCUCUCCCGCGACGAGUACUACGACAUGAAGGUGCAGGACAUCAUGGACUUUAUCGGACGCAUCCGUCUCCAGCUGAACAAGGCCCGCCAGCUGCAGGAUGUCUUGCGAUCACACGAGGCACGCGAUCGCAAUCUCGCCGAGUCGAACUUCCAGAAGGUUAACCACUGGUCCAUGCUCCAGAUCAGCGCCAUGAUCGGUGUCGGUAUCAUCCAGGUCUUCAUGCUGCGCAGCAUCUUCGCCACCGGCGGACGGAUGCACAAUCUGUGGCGCAAAUUGGGCAUUUGAUGGGUCAACCGGUGGCCGGGAAAAGCCGAAGCCGAAGCCUCUACCAAAGAUGUGCGUGCCGGAGCCAACAGGAUGCAUUUACUGAUCAUAGAGUUGAUGUCCCUCAUAUAAUUGCCAUCCGGCAGAUGGAUCCCCUAGUUAGAAUUUAAAAAAACAACAACUUGCCAUCAUCUGUAGUUCGUUAGUUUCUGUAUUUAUAUAUAUAUAUCAUGUAUUAUGUAGCCGUAUAUUUAUAUAUAUGCGGGUGUGUGCUUGUGAUAUGCGUGGUGUGUUGUGUGUGCGCGCGUGUGUAGGCAUUGUUAAACGAAAGCAAUUUUACGAUUAAGCCAAAAGAUGAGUUUGAUAAUAAAUUAAAAGUUGCAGGAACCAGUGUAAAA
This is a messenger RNA of Drosophila elegans, 1181 nucleotides long. RefSeq names its product transmembrane emp24 domain-containing protein 5 (gene opm). Gene Ontology annotation, biological process: Golgi organization; endoplasmic reticulum to Golgi vesicle-mediated transport; intracellular protein transport. The record is from RefSeq and is a predicted model, not a curated record. Lineage: Eukaryota; Metazoa; Arthropoda; Insecta; Diptera; Drosophilidae. Gene Ontology annotation, cellular component: endoplasmic reticulum; endoplasmic reticulum-Golgi intermediate compartment; COPII-coated ER to Golgi transport vesicle. The transcript has 2 exons. Bases 73 to 804 code for a protein of 243 amino acids.